Molecule: messenger RNA, 1559 nt
Organism: Ectocarpus sp. CCAP 1310/34
Lineage: Eukaryota; Phaeophyceae; Ectocarpales; Ectocarpaceae
Source: the annotation of a GenBank genome assembly
UGCACAGCAGCGUGCAGAGUGUGCUGUGUGCUGUGUGCUGUGCAGCAUGCACGGCAGAGAUGCCCAAGUCAUGAACCGCGUGCGUGCCAUCAUCUUUUUCCGAGGUGCUGCUAGUGCUACUUCUUGUGCCGGUUGGCCAACUGCCUAUAAUCGGAUGUCGACGACCACCAACAGCAACGCCUUCGUUGAUGCGGCUAGAAGCACGGCGGCGAGCGGUUCUGUGGUGUACGAGGGGGAGCGGGCGGUCCACGAAUACCUGCAAUUUCACUUUGGAAGCCCCGAUGAAGUCCUUCCUCAUGACUGCGGGCCGGUCGACGCGUUGGGUUUUCCGAAGCGAUGCGCAAGCCUUUGUGCCGAGGCGCUCGUGACGACGGAGACAUCGCCACCACCGCCUCUGUCGUCGUCGCCGGAGAGAGAGAAAGACCAGCUGACUGGCGAGGGAGGCGAAGGACAAACGCCUAAGGCCGGAAGGUCAAAUAGGCGCCCCCUCCGCGCGCUGGAUGUCGGAUGUGCCGUGGGAGGGAUCACGUUCGAGCUGACACGGGCAUUUGACGAGGUCGUGGGCGUGGAUUUUUCGGCUAGUUUCGUAGAGGCCGCCGAACGGAUGAGAGUGGAGGGAAGAACACAGUACGAGUACUUGGACCAAGGGUCGGCGGUCUUUCGGAGGGAGGCAUUUCUGCCGGAGGGAACGGUUCCUUCGCGAGCCAGCUUUUCCCAGGGAGAUGCUUGUUCGCUGGACGUGAAAGCACUGGGGUCUUUCGACGCCGUGCUCGCUAGUAACCUGCUCUGCCGGUUGCCGAAGCCUCGAUCAUUUCUGGGAGACCUUCCGGCCCUGGUCAAGCCAGGGGGGGUGGCAGUUUUGAUAUCACCUUACUCGUGGCUCAAGGAGUACACGCCCACGUCGGAGUGGUUGGGGGGAUUUCGAGAAGGAGGGGACGCGGGCAAGCAGGAAGGGGAGUACGUCGACAGCUUCGACCGGAUUCGGUCGAUAAUGGAAGCCGACGAUGCCUUCGGGCUUGAACGGCGCUGUUCGAUGCCCUUCCUUAUCCGCGAACACGCGCGAAAAUUUCAAUGGGGUUGUUCGGAUGGGACGGUAUGGCGUCGGAAGUUGUAGAUGGAACGUUCGGUGGUAACGUGUUGGGCGCUUGGCGUGAUGCCGCGGUGCGAAAUACCAACUACGACACUGUAUUCUCAGGAACAAGCCGCUGUGCGGGGAGUUCGAUCCACGCGAGAAGCGCCCUUUCCUUUUCGGAAAGUCCCACACGACCGGUAGAGGGAAAAGCACCGGUAGAGGGAAAAGCUGUCUCUAACUUCAUCGUCGGGCGAAGUAGCUGGGACAGGCGUUCUUCACCUCAUGCUUCAUCGUUCACCUUGUUUCAAGCAUCUCAACGAGAGCUGGGUAACGAGAUUUUGCACUCUGUUGCUUUCGUGGAUGAGUCGGCACCGGGAUAUCUUGGCACAGACAGAAUCGGUAUGCGCAAGCACGCCCCGUACACAGGCACGAUGUAAGGUGUAUUCCCUCGGCUUAAAAUAAAACAAUGUUUCCAUUUAGGCGGCUA